Acytostelium subglobosum LB1 is the source of this 8223-nucleotide messenger RNA. RefSeq lists its product as hypothetical. Bases 1 to 8223 code for a protein of 2740 amino acids. Lineage: Eukaryota; Evosea; Eumycetozoa; Acytosteliales; Acytosteliaceae. The record is from RefSeq and is a predicted model, not a curated record. Gene Ontology annotation, biological process: regulation of GTPase activity. The transcript is spliced from 6 exons.
AUGCUGCAGAACGGCAUCCGUAAACAGAAUGAACAGACAUUGAUAGAACUCAGCGCUAAUAAGUUGAAUGUUGUUGCAAAUGGAUUGGCAGAUAUCAUAGAGUCACUUACAAAGAGAAGAGAGUCCACAAGUGUUGGCGGCGGCGGUAGUGGCAGUGGAAGUGGAAGUGGUGGAAUUGGCAGCGGUAGCAGUGGCAACAGCGGCAACAACAACAGAGACACAGACUCACGUGACAAUGGCGAUCACAACUCAUGGGCAUUGGCCUAUACAUUCUCAUUGCUCGCUAGAUGCAUGGAACAUCAGUGGCUACAUAUUAAACGACAAUACAAAGAGAUGAUGAGCCGUAUCACAGAUGAGAAGGAGAUCAUGAGGAUGAAGGAGAAGGAGGAGCAGAUUCUACCUCCACCCUUGCAAGACUCAAUGGCACAACGUAUAUUGAACUUGUCGAUGGGUUGCCUGAUACGCGCCGUAUCGGCCAAUGACUCAGAGACACACUUGUCAUCUGGCCAAGUGAUCUACCAGCUGUCCGCCACCAACUAUGAUAUAGUACAGACGAGGAUUAUUGAAACACUCAACUUGGUCAUCAACAUGGGAAGCAGCAGUAGCAACAGCAACAGCAUCAGCAGUAGCUUGGGAGGUGGCAACAGCGGCAACAGCCUAAACAGUGUGGCCGGUGUCAACCCCAAUGACGAGCAGUUCUCCAACUACUUCCUACUCCUGGAACACACCAACUUGAACGCGCGCAUGCUUGCCGAGCUACUGGAGAAGAUCCUCAAGUCGGCCGGCUCGUUCAGGCGCGAGAAACAACAGUUCACUCUGGCCCAGGUACUGUGCAAGGCGAUCUGGAACUGGAUCGAUCACCACCCCAUGGAGUUUGUAUCCAUGUCACAGAAGGGCGAGCGGCUGUCGGUCGCUCCCGACCUUUUGUUUGACAUUGUCGACGGAUGGGCCAAGAAGAAGGUACACAAGGUCAACCUGUGGCCGCUCAUGACCACUCUGCUGCUGUUGUGCCCGGAUGUGAUGAUCAAGCUGCAUCGCAACGAGAAGGCUGGCAGUGCGGGUGGCGGUGACCUGGCGGUCAAACGCCGAUUCCUGGACAGUCUGAAGAAGUACACCAAGCAGCCCAAGCUGGCGGAUGUCGUCUCGGUGUGCUACGUGUACAUCUAUCGUGCGUCUGUCUACGUGUCAGACUCUGACCUGUCGGCGGUCAAGCCACUCUCCUCGCUAAUCGAGGCCGACAUCAAGGAGCGCUUCACUCAGCGCCCACCCGAGACACCUGCCGAGGUCGACCUGAUGGCCGACUUCCUCGUGGCGCUCAUCAAGACAUCGUCGCGCAAACUGCGCGGCAUCCUGCCCGACCUAAUGAACAAUGAGAUCUCAAUCCAAUACCGACUGGUGUUGCUCAAGAGUUUGUUGCGUCUGCGUCACGACGAGGAUAGCAGUGCGCGCCUACCAUGGUGCGCCACUCUCACAGAGGUCUAUCCCAUUGUCUCGAUGCAGCUCAAGCAGAUGUUCAAUGAAUGUCUCCAAUCAAUCAGGACAGCCUCAAGCAACGACAAGAAGAAGCAACAGGAGCGACUUGUAUUUGAUAUCCAGCUAAUCACACUCAUCAUCAACCUCUUCCAGGUCGAUCCUACAUUCUCCUUGAUUCCCAUGAAAUCACCCGCCCAGGACUUGGAAGACAUUAGGAUGAUCUUGGUAGGCCUGUGCCAGAUCGCAGCGUCGCAGACACUGUCACAGGAGUUGGUCGAUUUGGCCUCGGCCACAUUGCUCAAGCUGCACGAACCAACAUACGUCGAGUCAUGGUAUGAGAAGAAGAUGAUCAAUGGCUUUUGGGAGAUCAGCUCAGCAGUGAACGUGUCGCUGGCAAACUCACUGAUCGACAAUCGCGAUCAAUCACUUGAGCACACACAGCGCAUGCUCAUACUGCUGCAGGAGGUGCUGGCUCGCCGCAAUGAGUUCCUGUUCAAGUCGCGUGACAGUCUGCUGCCGCACAACUCUGUGCGUGACACCCGCCAACAGGGCACCACCAAGCUGGAGUUUGCCCUUCUCAUCCACCUGUGCUCUAGCGAGAGCGACAUCUGCUCCCGCGUUGCACACUGUUUCGGCCUGCUGUGCGAGGAGAUCGAAAUCCUGGGCGAGAGCUCAGACGACAGCAAUGGCAUCCUGGCCAACAUGGCCAUAUACAAGAAGAUGGCGACAUCUUGCUCGGCUCACACAGGAAAACAGCAGCAGCAAAAGGUUAUCCGCUCACUGCUACGUCGCAUCCACAAGCUUACCACCGGUAACUUUGCUGCUUGGGAGGAAGUAUUUGCACGAUGGACUCUGCUGGCACCGCUGAUCAUGGCUUCCAACGGCACGGAGGACUCGAAUGACAGGUCCAAACGACCAAUCAGUGUGAUUCGCCAAGAGUGGAAGAACAUGCUGGGAUUCCUCUGCAGUCUGGGCAACAUCACGCUCAACAAAGAGACACAUGCUGUGGCACCCACAUCCAGCUCAUCUACUGGUACGCUCAACGCAGCCAUCGGUAACUUCACGACUAGGAUCAGACUGAGUCGCAAGAUCACCUCGUCAACAGUCGUGUCGGCUAAUGUGGAUCGCGUCAAAGUUAUCAGCAUGCUCAUGGACGAAGUCAUCGAACACAUGACAAGCGACAACAUGUUCAUGCGCGAGACAUCCAUCCUCCUGGUCGGCACAUCCCUGGCGCCCGCAUGCCAGUCGUGGCUCACCAAGUAUCUGAUGAGCGAGCUACAAGUAUGUUCGUCAAGCGAGCCCGCAGCCGACCCAAGCAACGACAGAUGCGUGCUCUUUGUCGACCAGACCAUCAAUCUCCUCAAGAACCUAAUUGACAAAGCACAGCAGCCCGAGGAUCUGGACGCGGCCACCACGCCUGCUCUCGAGAGCAUGAUGUUGUUCAUCAUCAAGUAUGUUGGUCACUUGCUACUCAACGCCACCAGCUUGCGAAUGAAGAAGAACUUCUGCUCGCUCCUGGACAUCAUUGCGCAGCGACCCACCGUCAUCAACCUCUCUGUGGACUUCCGCAAGUCUGUCCUUGAGUCUAUCAUUGAGUGGACCACAGUAUUCAAUGCCAUCAUACCAGGACAUCCUGGUCAAGGACAUGGCGCGGACACUCAUGCACGUGUGGAAGGUGGUAGUGGCAACAGCAGUGGUGGUAGUGGACAAUCAAACAUACGUGAGAGUGUUAGCGAGCAGAAAGGAGCAGCAGGAGAAUGGAUGGCUGAGGCCAAGCUCAUCAAGGACGUUGACAUCUCAUGCAUCACCUCAAUGGCUUCACUCCUCUCUGGCCUAGUAUUCCCAGCCAACGACUCAAGUGGAUCAAACCCCUUCAAGAAGUACUUCAACAUCUUCUCCACACUGUUGAGCAAGUGCAAGCAAGAUGGCAAUGAGAUGAGCAAACAGAUCGCUGAUGGUGCCAUUCAAUGUUUGAACAAUAUGUUGAGUAGUAACGUGAGGCAGGAGUACUUUAUCAACAUGGGCUAUCAUGAGGACCCAGAGACAAGGGCUUCGUUCAUUCAAAUGAUUGCCAACAUUCUCAAUCAAAGUACUCCUCCUCCACAACAGCCUGCUUCUGCCACCUCCACCUCAUCAUCAUCAAGUCCUACACAAACUAAAAACCAGACGACUCAGCCAUCGCCACCACAACAGACCACCUUCAAGACGGCUGUUGCAUCGGGUAGCCAGCCAUCGAUGGCAAGAGCAAGUGGCACACCUCAACUUGCAGCGCAGACCUCAUUCAAGAUGAACAACAACAAAACAACCGAGCAGCUCAAGUACCAGCAGUUCUACGACUACCUUUUGGAGCCAGAGUAUCAGGGUAUUGUGGCGCUGGCUCAGGCCAGCGAGUCGGACGAAGUAGCCCGUAUCCUGGUCCACUUCUACGACGCCAACGAUCGUUCCAUCAGCAUCCUCAAGAAGAUGAUACACUACGAGGUGUCCACAACCAAACAACCAAACGCCGCCACCAUGCUCCGCGGCAACACACUUACAAGCAAGAUGAUUGCCUCGUACAUCAAGCUAAUUGGACAACCCUACCUCAAGCAGGCUCUGUUCCCCGUGAUCAACAAGCUGCUCACGAACAAAGAGUCGAUGGAGAUUGAUCCCACCAAGCUUGGCCCAGGUGAGGAUAUCAAUUCCAAUGUCGCACGUCUAUCAAUCUUGGCGCGCCAAUUCAUCCGAUCGAUCAAUGACACGGUGGGCAGCGUUCCAUCGUCUGUCAAGGAGCUUGCCGCCUACAUCUCCAAGACAGUGCACGAGUUCUUCCCCGGUGCCGAGAAGCUCACAAUCAUCGGCAUCCUCUUCCUCAAGUACAUCUGUCCGGCCAUCAUCACACCGGAGAACUUUGGCAUCGUUUCGUCGGCCGCAGCGCUCAACAAGGAGAACAGACGUGCUCUUCUCCUCGUCACAAAGGUGCUCCAAAAGCUCGGCUCCAACGCCACAGGCAACAACAUUCGAGAGCCCUUCAUGAACAACUUCAACACGUUUGUGUCAGAAAAUGCCAAGUUGGUGGACCACGUAUUCGAGGCGCUGAUCGCCUUCUCGCCAGACCAAAAGGCUUCAACGACUAGUGAGCCGGCACGCCCUACAUGGGACACCAAGCAGGAGGACACAGUCCUGCUCCACAGCCACUUUGUCAACGGACUGGACAAGAUCACUAAGGCUCUGGAGGCCACAAACAAGGCUCAUGCACAACAGUUGCAGAGGAUCAUCACGAGUCUUGGCGCGCCAAGCUUGCCAGCGCCCACCCCAAUGAGCAAAAAGGUCGCCCUCCCCACGCCUACUGGUGGCGCGCCUGGCGGAGUCGCUGCGGCGGGUGGCUGGGAGCCUGGCUCAACAAACUACUUUGACUCAUUGCUGCGCAAGCAUGACAACAGCAACCUGGACUACUUAAAGCAGAAGAAAUUGUUCUACUGCCAGGGCACAACUAUCAAGGACAACUUGCCCGUGUUCUAUUACAUCGCUCGCAGGUUCGACCCGUCCAUCGACCAGGAGCACAUGUACUACAUGUUGCUCAAGACCAUCAAGGAGCACAGCAGCGCCACUACCACCGGCUACGUCAUCGUGGUGGAUUGCUCACUACUCACACAGAUCAACAUCAUCCCGCUGUCUUGGAUCUCGACGUGGAUUCGCCAUGUUCCCGCCUGGCUGACGGACAGCCUGCGACACGUUUUCAUUCUCAACCCCAGUCAUCUGGUCAAGUCGCACGCCAAGUCCAUCACCAAGAUCAUCGGCGCCAACUCCAAGACACACAAGUACACGGUGUUCUCGUCCAACCCUUCCAGCAUCUUUGAACACAUUCACGAAGCCAACAACGGCCUGCCUGACACUACACGCAACAGCGAGCUAAACACCAAGGCGUCGUUCUCCCCCGUCGUUCAGAAUAGUGGACAGUAUCGCGAGAAGAGCUACACGCUACGAUUGACUAACGACAGCAUCCAACUGGUCACAAUGAAGCUGUACUCUAUCAUGGGACGAUCAAGCGCGUUGAUUGACAACUACCACAUCAGCACCGUGCUCAAGGUCAGCACGGACAACGUGUCGGAGGCGAACGAGUUUGAGCUGAAGUUGCAGAACCCGCAGCAGACACUGGUGUUCAGGAGCGCGCAGCGUGCACAGAUCCUUCAGGCGAUCGCCCAAUGCACGGCUCGCUGGAACAUGACCAACCGCAUAGCCACUGUGCCGGCGAACCGCGUGCUCCCACAAGACAUCCCUGGCACGCUGCUUAACAUUGCCCUGCUCAACAUUGGCAGCAGCUUCAGCGCAUUGCGAUUGUCAUCCUACAACAUGCUAGGUGCACUGUCGCGCUACUCCAGUUUCGCCGAGGGCACUCGCAUCAUGGACACGUGCGGCCUGUUUGUUCCACGCAAUAGCAACCAACAGAUCGUUCAAAUAUCAGAGAGAGUCGCUCGUCUACAACCUGGCCUGGCGCUAGAGUUCCUGCUUGAGGCACUGCACGGCAUUACCAAGGCUUCACAGGGCUCCAAGUUCCUGGUGCUCGAGUACAUCGCUCCCUGGAUCGCCAACUUGGCCAAGCACGCGACCAAGCCGCCUGCCAGCGCGUCAGCCGAGUUGAUGAACCGCUACAAAAAGACCGUCAACAUAUUGGACAUCAUGAUUGAUCUGACCGUUCGCGAGAUGGCAUUGCGACCAUCCGUUCACGAGUGCAUUUGGUCCAACAUUGGCAAGCAGAGCGACGUCCUGAUCGGCCUGGCGCUCAGUCGCUGUGCCCGCAAGUAUCCCGAGCCCAAGCACACGGAUGCCGUCGGUGAGAUGAUCACUUCAAUCUCAUACUCGGCACCCAAGACCACAAGCGGUCGUCUGAUCGCGCGUCUGUUGCGCCUGCUCGAGAAGACCUCACAACAGCCAGUGGUGAGUGGAGGCAACCUGUCAGAGCAUCCCCUGUGGAGCAAGAUUGCGACCUACCUCCGUCUUCUCCAGUACGUGACAUUCGACAAUGCCGAGUGCGCUCAAUUGUACUUGCCCGAGAUACUCUAUCUUGGCACCAGUCUGUUCUGCGUUGGCUCGGCCCUGGUCCGUCUAGCCGUGUACAAUAUCCUGAUCAACACCUUGCACUCACUCUACAACUCGCUCGUGUCGAAUGAUGGACGUCUCGCAUCCAUCCCCUUCCUUAUCUCACAGCUUGGCGAACAAAAGUUCCUCAUCCUCUUUGGCAUCCACACUACCGACGCCACAAGUGCCACCAGUGGCAGCGGCAACGUUGCCCAUCAUAGUGCUCAGGGCUCACAUCAUGGUGCAUCUCAUGGACAUGGCCCUACACAUGGCUCACAUCAUGGACCGACUCAUGGUACAUCUCAUGGACAUGGUGCUGGAAGCAGCUCCACCACUAACCUUGAUUGGAUCAAGACUGAUAUGGAGAAGAUGCCAGUGUCCAAUGUGGACCCAAUUGUAAAGAUGUUGUUCUCAAUACUCAAGGUGUUCUUGGACAAUGGAUAUGAUGGCUCGAAACAGUGGCACCUGCGUUGGACACACCUGGCAGUGCGCUCCGCAGUCGCCAACAACCCGCCAGUGCAAAGCCGCUCGUUGAUCACAGUGGGCAACAUCAUCAAGGCUGGCCAGUUCAAGGAGAAGAACAUAAAGGAUGUGGUGGGAGUGUUGGCACAGACGGCCAAGUCGCCCAACGCACUUGUCACCCAUUCCGAUAUGGUGUACUGCGGUCUGCACGCACUGAGCAACCUGCAGAUGUACCUGACGGCCAAGUCCAAGGUGCUGCCCUCUCUCCUGUGGGUGGCCAUACUCUUCAUGCAGGUGUAUGACGUUCGCAUCUACUCUGUGGCAGUCACGCUCCUCGAGACAAUCAUCAAGACAAUGGAUGAGUAUGAGCUGUUUGGUGGCGAGGACAAUGUUCAUCAGACGCUACUGGCGGCCAAGUCAGACUGCGCACCUAUCAUCGACCGAGUGUGCCAGGUCUCAGGCACAAGCUUCGACAACAACAUGUCGUUCGCAUUGGCUACACACUGUCUCAAGGGACUCAAGAACGCGUCGACCAAGGAGAUCACAAUGCGCCUGCUCAACACACUACUCUUGGUGAUGGCCAAGAAGGCCUCGACGACAAACAACGCCACGCUCGGAUACAUCACGGCAUUGAUGUUAUUUGAGGGCGAGCUACCAGCAUCGGCCAGCAACACGGAAGGACAUCUACUGUUCAACUCACAGACAUUGGUCGAUGGCAAUCACGAGCACCUGUUGAUCAGCUUCCUGGUGACAGUCCUGCUCAACACAGAUCGCGAGCCCGAACAACAGCUGGUCUUUGACAUCCUGCGCGAGGGUAUCAAGUACAAUGCACAGCUGUUCACCACCGUAUACUCUUUGCUCGUUCCAAGACUAUCCAGUGUGAUUGGAAGUUGUGACAAUCACAAGAUUGUCGAGAAUGCACUGUACAUCGUCGAUCAAAUGAACUCUGUACACUCUACCAUGCCAACACGUGCCAUGGCCAACACCUCAAACGACAAACAACAAUCAAUCAUUGCACAACACCUUCAAAAGAUUGGAUUCCAAGGUGUCCUAGACAGUGGACCUGGAUUCAAUAGACCAUCAACAAUGACAUUGAAUCAAUCAAUACUUAAGAAUUGUGCAGAGUUGUUGGAACAUGUCUGCAAGACCAAGUUCACACUUGUAGAGCCAUUGAAUAGUGAGGACAAUGCAAUUGUAUCUAUUCUGGAUGAUAUCCUAUCCGAUGAUGAAUGA